This is a messenger RNA of Dufourea novaeangliae, 982 nucleotides long. RefSeq names its product elongation of very long chain fatty acids protein AAEL008004-like. Gene Ontology annotation, biological process: sphingolipid biosynthetic process; very long-chain fatty acid biosynthetic process; fatty acid elongation, polyunsaturated fatty acid. NCBI's taxonomy places the organism in Eukaryota, Metazoa, Arthropoda, Insecta, Hymenoptera, Halictidae. Gene Ontology annotation, cellular component: endoplasmic reticulum membrane. The transcript has 5 exons. The coding region runs from base 26 to 931 and encodes 301 amino acids. Gene Ontology annotation, molecular function: fatty acid elongase activity. The record is from RefSeq and is a predicted model, not a curated record.
CCGUUUUCGUCGUUAAAAAGGAGAAAUGGCGUCUGCGGCGGCAGAGCUGGUUGUCGAGAGGGAACCGGAACCGUUGAUGGAGAUGACGGACGUGAACAGGACGUUCAUGGGCGUGGGUGCCCAAGGACUGGUCCGUAUGGCCCUCGAUCAAUACACGGAAAUACUGACCACGAUCUCGGACCCCCGUGUCAGCGACUGGCCCCUGAUGGACUCCCCUAUCCCGACCUUUCUCAUCGUGGUUCUCUACCUGUACGGUGUGACGAUAUUCGGACCGCGAGUGAUGGCGAACAGGAAGCCCUUCAAGCUCAGGGGAGCUUUGGUUGCGUACAACGCGUUCCAGGUGGUCUUCUCGCUGGGAAUGAUGUACGAGCACCUGAUGUCCGGCUGGCUCUUGGAUUACAGCUACAAGUGUCAACCGGUGGACUAUUCCCACAACCCGUCCGCGUUGCGAAUGGCGAACCUCUGUUGGUGGUACUUCAUCAGCAAGUUCACGGAAUUCGCUGACACGAUAUUCUUCAUUCUGCGUAAGAAGGACAGCCAAGUAACCUUCUUGCACCUGUACCACCACUCUCUGACACCCUUGGAGACGUGGAUCUGCGUGAAAUUCAUCGCCGGUGGCCACGGCACCCUGGGCAAUCUUAUAAACAAUGCCGUACACGUGAUAAUGUACAUGUAUUACAUGGUGUCCGCGAUGGGACCCGAGUAUCAAAAAUAUUUGUGGUGGAAGAAGCAUCUAACCACCGUGCAGCUGGUGCAGUUCUUUCUGGUGUUCGUGCACAGCGCCCAGGCCUUGGUGUUCGACUGUGGUUACCCGAAGCUGAUAGCAGCGCUUCUUCUGCUUCAUUCGACGAUCUUCUUCGUCUUGUUCUCCGACUUCUACCAGCAGGCGUACAGAAAAGCCCGAACGAAGAAGACGCUGAAGGACGAAUAAACGGGGGAACCUUUAAACGCGCACAUUACCGAAUUCGUCUCCGAUAAAUCC